This is a messenger RNA of Ictidomys tridecemlineatus (thirteen-lined ground squirrel), 5938 nucleotides long. It is a transcript of the gene Dzip3, whose product is annotated as DAZ interacting zinc finger protein 3. NCBI's taxonomy places the organism in Eukaryota, Metazoa, Chordata, Mammalia, Rodentia, Sciuridae. The record is from RefSeq and is a predicted model, not a curated record. Gene Ontology annotation, biological process: protein polyubiquitination. Gene Ontology annotation, molecular function: polyubiquitin modification-dependent protein binding; ubiquitin protein ligase activity; RNA binding. Gene Ontology annotation, cellular component: cytoplasm.
AGGGAUUGAGAGACGGCCUCUUAGCCCCUCUUACACAAAAGGCCGCGAGGUUUCAGAUUGAGCUCCGCGAAGACGAGAAAUCUCGCGAUAAACGCGUUUGCGGCUUAACUUGUGGAGGGGCGGUUAGGCUCCGGGGGUCGGUCCUGGCUAAGUAGUGUGUUCUGUUUUCGUGUAUUUCCUCGGCCUUCACGCUGGAGGGCUAGUUUUUUUCUUUGUGCAUCAUCUUCUGCCAGAGAAAUGGUCGUUUUCCCUUAGUCUAGACACGGUGAGGAGAUCUGAGGAGAAGAAUCUUUGGGUCCUGGAUUUUGACGCGGCCUGGGAGGGGCCUCAAUUUUAAGUCUUGCUGCAACCACCCCCUUAUGCCUAGGAGUGAAUAUUUCUCAAGAGAGGACCUGUGUGUGGUACCUGGGGUUCUACAGCAAGUUAGUCAUGCCCUUACACUAGUGCCAAACUUGCUCCAGAAAGCUACCUCGGGGACGCCUGGGCCAGGUAUUGCUCCGGAGGAUGUUCUCGGCGUUAAUUUUUGUAAGCGAAGUUGUCUGUGUGUCUAGCAUGACUUGUAAAGUUCGAUGAUGACGAAAAUGACACUUUGCAUUUUUUUGACGAGAGGAAAUAUGCAUGUGUAGAGUGAACUUUAAGUAGCAGUAGUAAAAGUCAGUUUUCAAGCAUUGGAAGACUUAUAAAGGAACAUUGUGCAACAUGGAAUCUCUACCAGAAGAAUUUUUUGUGAGUAAGGAUUCUACUGUGGAAGAACAGACUGAAGAGGAAACUGAGAAUAAGAUAGAAAAAUCAACCAGUCAACUGGACAAACAGAAAAAAGACAUACCUACUGACCUUGUUCCAGUUAACCUGCUAUUAGAAGUUAAGAAGUUAUUAAAUGCAAUUAAUACUCUACCAAAAGGUGUGAUUCCUCACAUUAAGAAGUUCUUACAAGAAGAUUUUUCUUUCCAGACCAUGCAGAGAGAAGUUGCAGCAAAUAGCCAGAAUGGGGAGGAAAUUGUUCCUGCUUUAACUUUACGUUUUUUGAUAACACAAUUGGAAACAGCACUUAGGAACAUUCAAGCUACUAAUUAUACUGCAUACCAAAUUAAUAUUGGUUAUUAUUUGACAUUACUGUUUUUAUAUGGAGUAGCACUCACUGAAAGAGGAAAGAAAGAGGAUUAUACAGAAGCUGAGAAUAAAUUUCUGGUGAUGAAGAUGAUAAUUCAAGAAAAUGAAAUUUGUGAAAACUUUAUGUGUUUAGUUUAUUUUGGACGUGGUUUACUUCGAUGUGCACAGAAGAGAUAUAAUGGAGGACUGCUAGAAUUUCAUAAAAGCUUACAAGAAAUAGGAGAUACAAGUGAUCAUUGGUUUGACAUAGAUCCUACAGAAGAUGGAGAUUUACCUACAACUUUUAAAGAUCUUCUCAAUAAUUUUAUCAAGACAACUGAAAGUAAUAUAAUGAAACAGACCAUUUGUAGUUAUCUAGAUUGUGAACGAUCUUGUGAAGCUGACAUUUUAAAGAACACCAAUUACAAGGGAUUUUUUCAGUUAAUGUGCAGUAAAAGUUGCUGUGUUUAUUUCCAUAAAAUUUGUUGGAAAAAGUUCAAGAAUUUAAAAUAUCCAGGUGAACAUGAUCAGAGUUUUAGUGGGAAAAAAUGUUUGAAGGAAGGAUGUACAGGUGACAUGGUAAGAAUGCUACAAUGUGAUGUACCUGGCAUUGUUAAAAUUUUGUUUGAAGUUGUGAGAAAGGAUGAAUAUAUAACCAUUGAGAAUUUAGGAGCAAGUUAUAAGAAGUUGAUGUCUCUGAAAAUAACUGAUACUGAUAUAAGACCGAAGAUCAGUUUAAAAUUUAAUACAAAAGAUGAAAUGCCUAUCUUCAAACUUGAUUAUAAUUAUUUCUAUCAUCUGCUUCAUAUAAUUAUUAUUUCUGGUACUGACAUUGUCCGGCAAAUAUUUGAUGAGGCUAUGCCACCCCCUCUUUUGAAAAAAGAGCUGCUUAUACACAAGAAUGUGCUGGAAUCCUACUACAACCAUCUUUGGACCAAUCACCCAUUGGGUGGAUCAUGGCAUCUUCUCUAUCCUCCAAACAAGGAGCUACCACAGUCCAAACAGUUUGACUUAUGCCUCCUAUUAGCUCUCAUAAAACAUUUGAAUGUAUUCCCUGCACCAAAAAAAGGCUGGAAUAUGGAACCACCAUCAUCUGAUCUCUCUAAGUCUGCAGACAUCCUGAGGCUGUGCAAAUACAGGGAUAUCCUCCUUAGUGAGAUUUUGAUGAAUGGUCUCACUGAGUCACAAUUCAGUUCAAUUUGGAAAAAAGUUUCAGAUAUUCUUCUGCGCCUUGGGAUGAAGCAAGAGGAUAUUGACAAAGUGAAGGAAAAUCCCAUUGAGAAUAUCUCCCUUGAUUACCAUCAGCUAUCCAUCUAUCUAGGCAUACCAGUACCAGAAAUCAUCCAGAGGAUGUUAUCCUGCUAUCAACAAGGAAUUGCUCUGCAGUCAAUAACUGGCAGUCAACGUAUUGAAAUAGAAGAGUUGCAGAAUGAAGAGGAAGAACUAAGUCCACCAUUCAUGGAAUACAAUAUAAAUGUGAAAUCAAACCCUGAAAUACAGUUAGCAGAAAUGAGUAAAGAUGGAGCCUCAAUACCCAGUGAAUCUUCAACAGAAUCUAUUAAAGAUCUCCAGGAAGUUAAGAGUAAACCAAAGAAAAAGAAAAAAACUAAGAAUAAAAAGAAUAAGGACUCAAAAGAAGAGCAAGUCUCAUAUAUGGUAGAGAAGGAAGAACAGUUGAAGAAAGAACAAACAAAUCCACAACUCAUUGGUAGAUUUAUGAAAGAUGAUGCAAGUGACAUUCAAGAGGAUUCUGCAUCUGAAGACAAGUUUUACAGCCUGGAUGAAUUGCAUAUUCUAGACAUGAUAGAGCAGGGUUCAACUGGCAAGGUAACUACAGACUAUGGAGAAACUGAAAAGGAAAGGCUUGCCCGUCAACGGCAGCUUUAUAAGUUGCACUAUCAAUGUGAAGAUUUCAAAAGACAGUUGAAAACAGUGACAUUUAGAUGGCAAGAAAAUCAAAUGCAAAUUAAAAAGAAAGACAAAAUAAUUGCAUCUCUUAACCAACAAGUGGCUUUUGGAAUCAAUAAAGUCUCCAAAUUACAACGUCAAAUCCAUGCUAAAGAUAAUGAAAUCAAGAACCUUAAAGAGCAACUUUCCAUGAAAAGAUCCCAGUGGGAAAUGGAGAAGCUUAAUCUGGAAAGCACAAUUAAAACAUACUUAAGCAAGGUGAAUGCAGAAACUAGCAGAGCCUUAACAGCUGAGGUGUAUUUCUUGCAGUGUCGUAGAGAUUUUGGUUUGCUUCAUCUGGAGCAGACUGAAAAGGAGUGUCUCAAUCAGCUUGCCAGAGUGACUCACAUGGCUGCAAGCAACCUAGAAUCACUUCAAUUAAAGGCUGCAGUAGAUAGUUGGAAUGCCAUUGUGACGGAUGUUAGAAACAAGAUUGCAUUUCUCAGGACACAGUACAAUGAGCAAAUUAGUAAGGUGAAGCAAGGGUUUGCCUUGAGUUCCUUGCCUCCAGUUCAGCUUCCUCCACCACCACCCAGUCCUGAAAUAUUGAUGCAGCAGUUCUUGGGAAGACCCCUUGUGAAAGAAUCAUUCUUCAGACCCAUACUUACUGUUCCUCAAAUGCCACCAGUUUGCUCUGGUGUCAUCUCUACAGCAGGCCAACCUAGAACCCCCCUGAUGACUGGCAUAGCCUGGACUAUGCCAGCUCCUGUGGGAGAGACUGUGCCUCCUGGUACAGGUCUGGGAAAUGAUCCUUCCCUGAUGAAUUUGGAGAGGAUUACAGACAGGCUGAAAACUGCUUUCCCACAACAAACCAGAAAGGAACUUACAGAUUUCUUACGAAAAUUGAAGGAUUCUCAUGGGAAGACCUUAUCUGGGCUGACAUUUGAUGAAAUUGUUUACAAAAUUUCCCAAUUUAUUGAUCCCAAGAAAUCACAGAGUCAAGGAAAAUCAGUACCAAAUGGCAAUUGUGCUUCACCCAGUCAUACCUCAUCACAGUCUAGUGCUCCCCAGACCCCCAAACCAGCUUGGAAACCCCUCAGUUCACAAAGUUCUGCCACAUGGGAAGGAGCAAAUAAUUUGGAUAAUGAGGAGGAAGAAGAGGAACCUUGUGUAAUCUGUCAUGAGAAUCUUUCUCCAGAAAACCUUUCAGUUUUGCCUUGUGCUCACAAAUUCCACUCUCAGUGCAUUAGACCAUGGUUGAUGCAACAGGGGACAUGCCCAACCUGUAGACUCCAUGUUUUAUUACCAGAGGAAUUUCCUGGUCACCCCAGCCGACAGUUGCCCAAGGUGUGAUAUAAGGCAGGUGACUGCAAAGGAGGCUAAGUUUUCAUACUCCAGAAUUUAGUUCUGCCUUUUAUUAUGAACUGAUUGUGUGAGUAGUGUGAAGCAGUGCUCUCCUAUUAUGCUAAAGAAGCAAGCUGAUCUCAUUGAAGAGGCAGCCAGAGAAAUCAAGACAAAUCUUCAAGACUUGUGAACUGAACUAAAGAGGUUUAAAGAAGAUGAGUUUUGUUAAAUUAUAUUUGCUCUUAUCUUCGUAAGUGUUUUUUUUUCCUGUAAACACGAUAGCUAUAUUGCUGAAUUUCUUAAGAUUUCUUGUCUUUCUUCCUUCUUAUUCUACUCAUUCUUUACUUUCUGACAAGUACACUACCUUAUAAUUUCCUGAAAAAAGUUUAGGAGAAAAAGUAGAAUAGUGAAGAAGAAAAGUAGAAAAAUCCCAUGGAUUUUAGUGUUCCUCUUAACUUUUAAAUAUUAGCUAUAAAAGUUUAAUUGGAUUAUUUAAAUUGUAUUUCUCUUUCCUAUUGUUUUCUGUCCUCUAAAAUAUGUACCCAUGAAGAGAGUGUGAGCUACAGCUCACACUCUCUUCAUGGGUACAUAUUUUAGAGGUAUAUUGGAGCUGGUUUGUAAUGGCUUAUGAGGGAUAAUAGUUAAAGUUUCAGAAAUUUUGCAAACUAGGUGUCAAAUGGUGGAAGGAAAGCUGCCGUGGUGGCAGUAUUUAUACAGAAGAAAUUGGUAAAUACUGUAAGUAAUGACUUGUCUUUCCUUCAUGAGCUGGUUCUUAAACAUUUGCCAGAACACCACAAGACAUUUGUGUUCCCAAUGUCUUACAUAAUAGGUGCAGAACAAAUAUUCUGAGAAAUCAGGACAUGGUAAAAGAGGGAAGGAGUACUAAUAUACAAAUUAGUUCACUUGCCAAAUUGAAUGAUUGAGAUUUUAUGUUCAUUUGUAUACAUGCUCUUUGGACCUUAAUAAUUUGCAUUUUGAAGGGAUUUAUUUUCUCUUUAGAAAGUCUUAAUUUUCUUCUUCUGGUUAAGAGGGAAUACUGUUUAUAUGUUGUUGCUUCUUGUGACAAAGUUGAUGCCCACUGGGCUGAAUUGCAUAUAUAAAACUUGUCACUGAGAAUUUUAAUUCUUAGCAGUCAAAAAACUAUUUUGAAAAUAGUAUUGUGUAAAUGCUGAGUUGUAUAUGUCUCUAGUUGCAAAAUUAAAGUAAUUUAGAGUUACUUUUUGAUUCAUAUGUUCCUUGGCUCACAUUCACAGUCUCAACUUCAUUAAUUUAUGGAAAAGAAUAAAUGUUUUCUAACUCAUCAACUUUUUGAACUAUAUAUUUCAGUUUAGAUAUUUUGAAGUUACUUUAAAAUCUCUAUUUAAAAUAUCUAUUUCUGUAAUUGAAUGCUAAAUGGUUAUUUUUCUGUAAUGAGAAAAUGUGAGGGAAAAUAUUCAAAAAAGGUAGCAGUCAUCAUACAUAAAAUGCCAAGAAUGUAUUCGAAUUACACAAGGCCUUUAAAUUAAUCUAGCACUUCAAAGUCAUGGUCAUGUAACAAGUUACUUUGUAAAAUUUAGUUUAUGUUUACAAUGUAAUUCCAUUUUCAUGUAGUAAAUAAUAAAUGUUUCUUAAGCAACUA